AUGGUUCCUUGGCUGAGCUCCGGCGACAAGCCACCAACAUGCCUGGCCUUGCGGUCGUCGUCGGCCACCAUCACCCUCACCGUCAGCUUUGCUGUUUUCACCGAUGUCUUCCUCUAUGCCGUCGUCGUCCCCGUGAUUCCAUUCACACUGGAAUCUCGCAUUGGUGUCUCUCCCGACAGAGCAAUUUGGGGCUGGAUGGCCGAUAGAUAUCAAAAUCGCAGAAUCCCAAUGCUUGUCGGUCUUCUAUGGCUUCUCGCCGCUACACUUCUUCUCUGCUUAAGCAGUAACAUUGCCAUGUUACUCAUCGCCCGUAUCCUACAAGGCCUGUCGGCGGCCAUGACCUGGAGUGUCGGUCUUGCGUUGCUGAUUGACAGCGUCGAUAAAAAUCACGUUGGUCGCGCCACCGGCUGGACGAGCACCGCGCUAACGCUCGGCAUUCUGCUUGGUCCGCUCAUAGGAGGUAUUGUCUACGAUAGAGCUGGCAACUAUGCGGUCUUUGGUAUCUGCUUCGGCCUAAUCGGCAUCGACAUCAUACUGCGCCUAUUGAUCAUCGAAGCUAAGGAUGCAAGGAAAUGGAUGCUCCGAAAGACGGAAUCUGACGCAGCAGCUACCGCCGAGCUGACUGCGAGCGCAGGGCAGAGUGAAAUAACCGCAGCUCCCCAAUCUUCCACCAUCCAGGCCAGCAGGAAACCUGGGAUACCUGAAGAGGAGCUCAAUGACAACGAACGAAGGAAAUCACAUGGUGCAUUCUCCAUUGCAGGGAAAAAUGGGAUAUUGGGGCUCCUGCGGAAACGACGUAUGCUCUGUGCUCUCUUUGGCGUCAUCAUCCAGGCCGCGACGCAGACCUCAUUUGACGCCAUCAUGCCCCUACAAGUCCACGAAGUUUUCCACUGGGACGCCAUCGGUGGCGGCCUCAUCUUCCUCCCUAUUGUGCUCCCUACAUUUUUCAGCCCUCUUAUCGGCAGUCUUGGCGACAAGUACGGGCCGCGCUGGUUCACCGCCGGCGGGUUCCUCUUCUGCGUACCAUUUCUCGUGUGCUUCAGGUUCGUGACCGAAAACACCAUCAACCACAAGGUGAUGCUUUGCGGGCUGCUGUUCGCUGUCGGCCUCGGCGAGGCGCUGCAGGUGGCGCCGCUCAUGGCGGAGAUUUCGUGGGCUGCCGACGAGGGUUGCGAGUUGUCCGACGAUGGUGAGGCGAGCGCCGUGCCCUACGCACAAGCCUACGCGCUCUACAACAUCUCCUUUGCCGCGGGCGCUAUCAUAGGCCCGCUGCUCUCGGGCAUGGUGCGCGAGAGCGCGGGUUUCGGGACGGUCGGCUGGAGCCUGGCCAUCCUCAACGGGGUAACAGCGCUCGUCAUGCUCAACUGGGUCGGCGGCGCGCCGCUCUACAGAUUCAGACAGGGCAUAAAGCGAGGCGGUGCCGGUGGCUCGCAGGCGCCGUCUGAUACGGGCGCCGCGGCGGUUGCAGGUGCGGAAAGCGGACAGCAGAACGACGCCCAGGAAAAACGGACGGCGCAGUAA
Molecule: messenger RNA, 1521 nt
Organism: Cordyceps fumosorosea ARSEF 2679
Lineage: Eukaryota; Fungi; Ascomycota; Sordariomycetes; Hypocreales; Cordycipitaceae
Product: Major facilitator superfamily domain, general substrate transporter
Exons: 3
Coding region: 1-1521 (506 amino acids)
Biological process (GO): transmembrane transport
Molecular function (GO): transmembrane transporter activity
Source: RefSeq, a predicted model, not a curated record